CUUUUCUCUAUCCUAAUUGUCUUCUCUCUGUGACAUUGAAUCCUUCUUUCCACCAUUUCUUGUGUUUCAAUUUGCGCUUCUGGAUCUAAUUGCUACUAUGGUCUGGCGUCAAAGAAGAUAGUUAUUAUUGGGGUUUUCAAAGCCCUAAUUAGAUUGCGAUGAACCUGUGCUGCUUCGGUGCAUCGAAAUUCAAAUUGAUAUCUCGUAAAGAGAAGGAUGUGAACUCUUCAGAGACAGAAGAGAUUUUUACCAACAAUGUACGGUUGUUCUCCUAUCCUACAUUGAGAUCUGCAACAGGAAACUUCCAUCAAUCAAAUCGAGUUGGUGCAGGCGGUUUUGGUGUUGUCUAUAGGGGUGUUUUAGGGAAUGGUACUCAGGUUGCAGUUAAGUCUCUGUCAGCAGAAUCUAACCAAGGAACUCGCGAGUUCUUGACUGAGAUUGACAUGAUAUCAAAUGUCAGACAUCCGAACCUUGUUCAACUCAUUGGGUGUUGUUUUGAGGGCAGAAAACGUAUUCUGGUCUACGAGUAUUUGGAGAACAACAGCCUUGCAAGUGUUUUACUCGGUCCAAAUAAUAAAAGGAGUAUUCUAGACUGGCCUAAAAGAGCAGUCAUAUGCAUGGGUACAGCUCAUGGUCUUGCAUUUCUUCACGAAGAAGCUAAACCACAUAUUGUUCACCGAGAUAUCAAGGCGAGUAAUAUACUUCUUGACGGAGACUUGCAUCCUAAAAUUGCAGACUUUGGGUUGGCUAAACUUUUCCCAGACAGUGUCACUCAUCUUAGUACACAAGUUGCUGGAACAAUGGGUUACUUGGCUCCAGAGUAUGCUUUGUUGGGACAGUUGACGAAAAAGGCUGACAUCUACAGUUUUGGAGUGCUUAUACUUGAAAUAAUCAGUGGCAGAAGUAAUACAAAGGCAGCAUUUGGAGAGGAUCUGAUGCUUCUUGUGGAAUGGACAUGGAAACUGAAAGAGGAAGAUAGGCUAUUGGAAGUAGUUGAUCCAGAACUGACUGAGUUCCCAGAGGAAGAGGUGAUCCGCUUUAUCAAGGUAGCACUGUUUUGUACACAAGCUGCAUCUUCCCAGAGGCCCUCCAUGACACAGGUGGUGGAGAUGCUCUCCAAAGAGAUGAAUCUCGACGUUAACUCAUUGAUUCAGCCAGGGGUAUAUAAGGACCAUAAUUCUCAAUCCUCAGGCGGUAGUAGUUCGCAGGAGGCUUCUCAGGCACAGAAGGGUAAACAGUCAAUAAAUCCUUUCACCUAUUUGGGCAACUCUCUUUCCAUUUCAACGAUGCAACCAAGGAAGGGAGAGGAAGAGGAGUUGUAAAUAAUUGAUGUUAUCCAGGGUGGCAUGACUGUUAGUGAGUUGAUUUCAAAUCCGCAUACAUUUUUUCUCUUCAGAUCGGCAGUCAUAGGGCAUGUAAGAUCUGUUAAGAGGAAUAAAAUGUGUAUUUUUGUGCGAACUUUGAGAUCGACAUGCAAGUACCGGUAUGGAACCACCCUCUAAUAGGGUUUAAAUGUGUACUUUUUCACAUAUGUAUUAUCAGGUAAUUAAGUAAUUUGAAAUUGAGGUAAAAAGCCCUUUCACUUUCCUAGACAUAAAUCACUUCCCUUAACCAUUAUUGAAACCAAGUCAUUGAGUCUUGCAAGUAUGGGUUCAAACCCGGGAGCUGAUUUUUAUUGGGCUUCUUCUCCCUCAUUAUAGCUGAUUUAGAAUGGAAUGCCAUGUCAAGACCUAGAUAUAGAUUUUCUUGUUUGUACAAAGAUUAACUGCGGAUGGUGAUGCAGAUGGUUUUUGUUUUCAUUUUUUUUCUUUCUAUACUGGACGUUCGAUGAAUGACUUGAUGUCUAAUCUUGUACCUUAUUUGGUUCUUUUAAUCUAUUCAUCGAUUACUUUUAGUGAGGGAAAACAAAAU
This is a messenger RNA of Telopea speciosissima, 1911 nucleotides long. Its product is annotated as putative serine/threonine-protein kinase. Bases 159 to 1322 code for a protein of 387 amino acids. Gene Ontology annotation, molecular function: ATP binding; protein kinase activity. Gene Ontology annotation, biological process: protein phosphorylation. The record is from RefSeq and is a predicted model, not a curated record. The transcript is spliced from 8 exons. Lineage: Eukaryota; Viridiplantae; Streptophyta; Magnoliopsida; Proteales; Proteaceae.